UCUCUCUCUCUCACCCUCCCCUUUCUUUCUCCUCUCUUUCCUCCUUCACCUCCUCCUCCUCCUCCUCUCUCUCCAUCACAGCUCCCGGCCCAGCCAUGUUCGGCACAGAGUCCUCAUUAAGCAUGUUUCUCAACACCCUGACACCCAAGUUUUACGUGGCUCUGACGGGCACUUCCUCCCUCAUAUCAGGACUCAUAUUGAUAUUUGAGUGGUGGUAUUUCAGGAAAUAUGGGACCUCCUUCAUAGAGCAGGUGUCUGUGAGCCACCUGCGCCCCCUGCUGGGCGGAGUGGACAGCAGCUCCCCCAGCAACUCCAACACCAGUAAUGGAGAGGCCGAUUCCAAUCGACAAAGUGUUUCUGAAUGUAAAGUAUGGAGAAAUCCGCUGAAUUUAUUUCGUGGAGCCGAAUAUAAUCGAUAUACGUGGGUAACAGGUCGAGAGCCGCUGACAUACUAUGAUAUGAACCUGUCGGCGCAAGACCAUCAGACCUUCUUUACUUGUGACUCAGACCACCUCCGGCCUGCUGAUGCCAUUAUGCAGAAGGCAUGGAGAGAGAGAAACCCACAGGCUCGGAUCUCUGCAGCACAUGAAGCUCUGGAGCUCGAAGAUUGCGCGACAGCUUACAUCCUGUUAGCGGAGGAAGAAGCUACAACCAUCAUGGAGGCUGAACGUUUGUUUAAACAGGCACUAAAAGCUGGAGAGGGCUGCUAUCGGCGCAGCCAACAGCUCCAACAUCACGGCACACAGUAUGAAGCCCAGCACAGUGAGUUGUGUGUUUUCCAGUUAAUGAAGGAGUUCCCUCUCCUCAGUAUGUUCAACAUCCAUGAGAACCUGCUGGAGUCGCUACUAGAGCUCCAGAACUACGCCGACGUCCAGGCCGUAUUGGCCAAGUACGACGAUAUUAGCUUACCCAAAUCUGCAACAAUAUGCUACACAGCAGCCUUGCUCAAAGCCAGGGCGGUAUCGGACAAAUUUUCUCCAGAGGCAGCAUCCAGGCGAGGGCUAAGCACAGCAGAGAUGAACGCAGUAGAAGCCAUCCACAGAGCGGUGGAGUUCAACCCUCACGUCCCCAAAUAUCUGCUGGAGAUGAAGAGUCUGAUUCUUCCUCCAGAACACAUCCUGAAGAGAGGGGACAGCGAGGCCAUUGCCUACGCCUUCUUCCACCUGCAGCACUGGAAAAGGGUAGAGGGGGCGCUCAACCUGCUGCACUGCACCUGGGAGGGCACGUUCAGAAUGAUCCCAUAUCCUCUGGAGAAGGGUCACCUGUUCUACCCCUACCCCAUCUGCACAGAGACGGCCGACAGAGAGCUGUUACCCAUGUUUCACGAGGUGUCAGUCUACCCUAAGAAGGAGCUGCCCUUCUUCAUCCUCUUCACAGCCGGUCUCUGCUCCUUCACUGCCAUGCUGGCUCUGCUCACACACCAGUUCCCUGAACUCAUGGGAGUGUUUGCUAAAGCUUUCCUCAGCACGCUGUUUGCUCCUCUGAACUUCAUCAUGGAGAAGGUGGAGAGCAUCCUGCCGUCCAGCCUCUGGCACCAACUCACCCGCAUCUGACCCAGACCGACCGGACCGGACCAGAAUCAGACCCAGGACCAGGAGCUGAUCUCCAUCCAGACAGAAACAGCUGAACUGAAACCCAGAACGCUGCGUUGGGCUGGACUGACGCACCUUUGUGCCAAGAUUAGCGAGUUCAAACCAAACUGAGGACGACGAGGAGAGGAGGCAUGAAACAAAAAAGGCAAAACAAUGGAAUCCAGAAUUGGUUUUGACUUUAUUUGAUAUGUUCGCAUUUUUUGGGGGUUUUCAAUCAUUUAAAGCUGUUCUUUUGUUGUACAAAAAGAGGUGAUCAAUUGCCAUCAUUAAAAAAAAAAAGUGAAAAGACAAAAAAAUACAAUAAAGGACUUUUUGUGUAUUGCUGCAAGCCGGCUUCUUCCCGCCAUUUUGAUUCCCCGCUGUGUUUUAACGGCUGUAACGCUGCAGCUUAACGGCCUCGGUCCAGAGUGAAGUCUGAGUACAGCCGACAGCAUCCGGCGUGCUGCUCAGUUAAAAGUACAAAACGCAACCUGGCAGAAGAAGAGUUUGACCUGGAUCCACCAGGCGCUGGUCUCGGAAAUGAUGCUGAGCGAAGCGGUGAUCUUAGCUUUGGAUUCAAAACUUGCAUUUUGUAUUUCAGACACAAACCUGCAAUAUAUUUUUAAGGACCAGUGGUUUUAGACUUAUAAAACAAUUUAUAUUAUUCCAUCCAACACAUGUAUACUUCUUAUCAAAGAAUAACUUUGGAAAACAAGCUUUGUUUUAGAAACUUGAAGAGAAGUUUUUCUACUGUUCCAUUUCUGUAUGACGGCCGUGUAAUCGAUGAGUGAACAUACAGUCUGGAAAGGUAUCAGUCUAUCUGAUCUCAAACUGCAUUCACAAGGAACAAUAAUGUCAUUUUAACAAACAUGAAUGGAGACUCGAUGGAGAAGGUUACAAAACUCAAACGUGUUUCGACAGCUUGCUAAGCUAAGUGAUUUUAAUGCCACGCAGAAAUGAACAGAAAACAAUGUUGGACACAUGCAUCCAAAAAUCUAAAAGUGUGCGGAAUGCAUUUGGAAAAAUGACCAGCAAGUAUACAUCAUUUGUAGGUAAAGAGCUAAAACUUGAAAACACAUUUUAAAGAGGUCUUAACACUUUCUCACCAAUUUAAUGGCUGAAAUCCAAAAAAAUUAACCCCAAACGUGUAAUCAGAUGUUUGGUGUUUCUGUUGCUUUUUGCCCUGUUGGACAUCCGUUACACCAAUGUGGCCACGUUUCCCAAUCUCAGCCGUCGAUUGGUGAGCACGAGGCCUGUGAUUGGCUAGCACGGCCGGAAAUGUGUUAACUGUUUUAAAAUGUGCAGUCUGCCUAUUGGUUACAGAUUGUUUCCAUACACUGUACAUCUGAUCUGAAUUUACACAACCACAUAUUUACAUGUACAAAACAAACAAAGACCUGGCCGGUUUAAGUGUGUGUGUGUGAAAAGCCAAUUUUUUUCGACCCUUACAGAGAGCGUUGGAACAAGCGGGUCGUCUGUUAAGCUAAACAAAUGUAAUGCUUUUGUUUAAAUAUGGAUGCAGUGUGUAAUGUACCGAGUCAUCCAUUCUGAGGAGAGGUACAGGUAACCAGUUAGUUACAGACUGGUGUCGGUAAUCUUUUCUGCCAGGACACGCUUCAGACAUCUUUUACACACUGGAGGGUAAAUAAAUACAGUGAAAUAA
Perca fluviatilis (European perch) is the source of this 3234-nucleotide messenger RNA. Its product is annotated as suppressor of tumorigenicity 7 protein homolog. NCBI's taxonomy places the organism in Eukaryota, Metazoa, Chordata, Actinopteri, Perciformes, Percidae. The record is from RefSeq and is a predicted model, not a curated record. The coding region runs from base 96 to 1553 and encodes 485 amino acids. The transcript has 15 exons.